AUGGCAUACCAAAUACAUCGUAAUUCAAUGGAACAUUUAGAACUUUAUGAUUUAGAUAAAUUAGCAAUCUUAUCAGCAGCAAAUAAUCAAUUGUCUCCACCUAUACCAGCACCUCGUAAACAUCGACGUCAUUUACCAUCAACAAGUUCUACUUUCGAACGUUAUCAAUUUUUAUGCGAUAUGACACGUCAUAAAAUAGAUCCUAUUUAUGCUGCUACACCAAUAUUCACAACAAUACCCCAGUCAAUACAUGUAAACCACCGUCGACGAUUACUUGGCUGUCGUAUACCUGCAGAAAUCAUUAAACCAUUACCAAAUAAUUCACCUAAUUCAUCAAAAUCAAAAAAUGCUGAAACAAAUAAUGAUUCAGAAGAAGAGAAAGAAGAAAAAGAAAAAGACGAAGAAGACGAAGAAAAACGUAGUGAUGAAGAUAAUGAUCUAAGUGUACGUGAUGAUGACGAUGAUGAUGAUGAUGGUGGUGGCGAGGAUAUGAAUCAAUCCAAUGGUAGUAGUAGUAGUAGUAGCAAUAAUGAUGAUAAUGAUGAUGACGAUAUUCUCAAUGAUGAUGAUGAUAAUAAAGGAAUCGUAGAACAAAUAUUCAAUCGAGAUAAAAAUACAGAAAAAUCAAGUGACGCUGCUACAUCAGCGUCGUCUUCAUCAUCAUCAACAACAACAACUCCAGUAUAUACUACAAAAGGAAGAAAUUGUACAACAGUUCCAGAACCGCCCAAAUGUCGUCUUGAUAUUGAAGAUUUAUUUUCUAAUCCAUCUGAUCCAACUGAUAAGCCUAAUUUAGAAAAACUUAAACAACAUAUUCUACUUGAAGGUCGUCUUACUGACGAAGCUGCACUACGAAUUAUCGAAACCGGUGCUAAUAUUCUUCGUGAAGAACCAACAUUGUUAACUAUUGAAGCGCCAUUAACAAUCUGUGGUGAUAUUCAUGGACAAUUAUAUGAUUUAGUUAAAUUAUUUGAAGUUGGGGGUUCUCCAGCUGAUACUCGUUAUUUAUUUCUUGGUGAUUAUGUUGAUCGAGGUUAUUUUGGAAUAGAAUGUGUACUUUAUUUAUGGUCAUUAAAAAUUCAUUAUCCUAAAACUUUUUUUUUACUCAGAGGCAAUCAUGAAUGCCGACAUUUAACUGAUUAUUUUACUUUCAAACAAGAAUGUCUAAUUAAAUACACAGAAACUAUUUAUGAUGGUUGUAUGGAAGCAUUUGAUUGCCUUCCAUUAGCUGCUGUUAUGAAUAAUCAAUUUUUAUGUGUACAUGGUGGACUUUCACCAGAAAUUCAUACAUUAGAUGAUAUUAAACAAUUGGAUCGAUUUCAUGAACCACCAGCUCAUGGACCGAUGUGUGAUCUAUUAUGGGCUGAUCCAGCUGAAGAUUAUGGAAAUGAAAAAGGAUCAUUAACAUUAGUUGCUACACGUCGUAUGAGUGCUCCAACAAAAACAGCAACUACAUCUCAUAGUUCAUCAUCUUUAUUUCUUCCUAAUGCAACGCGUGGUUGUUCUUAUUUUUAUACUUAUGCUGCUAUAAAUGAAUUUUUAAUACGUAAUCAGAUACUUUCAGUAAUACGUGCUCAUGAAGCACAAGAUAUUGGUUAUCGUAUGUAUAAAAACUCACCUGAUACUGGUUUUCCAUCAUUGAUAACAAUGUUCUCAGCACCAAAUUACUGUGAUGUUUAUCAAAAUAAAGCAGCUAUUAUGAAAUAUGAAAAUAAUGUUGUUAAUAUUCGACAAUUUAAUUGUUCACCACAUCCAUAUUGGUUACCAAAUUUUAUGAAUGUAUUUUCAUGGUCAUUACCAUUUGUUGGUGAAAAAAUAAAUGAUGUUCUUUUAAAAAUUCUUAAUAUAUGUACAGAUGAAGAAUUAGCUGAAUAUGAUGAACAUAUCGAAUCAUUAGUUGAACGUAAUCAAAUUGAACAACGUAAAGAACAAAUACGUUCAAAAAUACGUGCCGUUGGUAAAGUUGCUAAUACAUAUAAAACAUUACGUGAAUUAAGUGAAAAUGUUAUUACAUUACGUGGUUUAACACCAUCAAAUAGUAUGGCAGAAUUAGAUAAAGAAGUAACAAAUGAUGCUGAAGUUGCAGCUGCAGUACUUCGUGAAAAAGCAUCAUCAACAAAAGAACGUUUUUCACAAGUUAAAAUACUUGAUCAAGCGAAUGAACGUAUGCCACCACCUAAAAAUACAAAUCCAUUAAGUGGUCCAAGUGUUGCUGAACGUAUUAAACGUGCAUCAAAUAUUAAUCAAGCAUCACAAACAAGUAAAAAAGAAGCCAUAGCAAACGUAUUAACUGGUGCAGCAACAGCAGGAAUUGUUAAAAUGAGACGUGAAAGUUAUGCUGGUGUACCAACUACAGUACUUCGACGUUCACCAACACCAGUUGUCGAUUUACCAACACUUGUUGAUACAAAAUCAACGACAUCAUCGAAAAACUAA
This is a messenger RNA of Adineta steineri, 2436 nucleotides long. Lineage: Eukaryota; Metazoa; Rotifera; Eurotatoria; Adinetida; Adinetidae. The record is from the annotation of a GenBank genome assembly.